This is a messenger RNA of Clonostachys byssicola, 4293 nucleotides long. NCBI's taxonomy places the organism in Eukaryota, Fungi, Ascomycota, Sordariomycetes, Hypocreales, Bionectriaceae. The record is from the annotation of a GenBank genome assembly.
AUGGCACAACAAGCCUUUUCGUCUAAAACACCAUCCAUAUUUCGCCCUCCUUGCUCGUUGCAUUCAGAUGAUGCUUGGGAGCCAACCCUGGGCGCGUGCCAACAACAUUACGACUUCUCCUUGUUAUUUGCACAGUCCAUUCUUUCGGCUUUACCAGCUCUUCUGUUCUCGAUUCUAGCAGCAAUCCGGACAUGGUCGCUUAUCCGUAGGGAACACAGAGUCCAGAACGGUGCAGCCUUGGUAGCAAAGCAGAUUCUGAUCUUUGCAUUAUGGGCGACACACAUAGCACUGGUGGUCCUCUGGUCGCGCGAGCCCUCCAUUAGAACACGAAUGUCUCUCCCAAUGGCCGCUGUUUAUCUUUUUGCCACCACGGUAACAGCACCCCUAUCUUGGUUCGAGCACACGAAGACCAUCAAACCAUCUCUCCUGAUAUGUUCAUAUCUCAUCCUCUCAGUUCUUCUCGACAUCACACAAAUUCGAACGUUAUGGGCGAGACUCGACGACGACUACGUACUCGUGGCCGUAUUUACCGUCUCGUACGCCCUCCGAGUCAUUAUACUAUUAGUAGAAUCUUUACCAAAGAACUUGAUACGAGAGACCGACAUGUCUCGAAGCCCUGAGGAUAAGUGCGGCGUCAUCUCACGAAGUCUCUUUCUUUGGAUGAUUCCACUGCUGUACAAGGGAUAUAAACAAUUACUCGGGGUGAAUGAUCUUUAUGCCCCUCCCAUCGAUGCCGCUCCUGAAAAUUUGGAAGAGAAACUAUGGCGCGGCUGGUCGAAUUCCAACCCAGGUGCCAAAUACAGGCUGUUAUCCGUUACUGCGAAAGCACUCUUGCCACGAUUACUCGCUCCAAUCGUUCCAAGGCUCUGUGUUGUGGGCUUCAUGGUCGCCCAGCCAGUACUUCUAUCACUCCUUAUUCGAUUCCUCAGCGACAACGGCGACUCUCGGAACGACGGAUACAAUUUGCUAGCCGCUUAUGCCCUCGUAUACAUUGGUUUCGCGGUUGCAAAUGCGUGGUACUUUCAUCAAGCCUUUAAAUUCAUCACUUGUGUCCGGGGAGGUCUCGUGGCCCUUGUCUAUGACCGCACAAUGAGUUUGAGUACCUCUGCCAUUGAUAAGUCGUCAGCCGUCACGGUUAUGAGCGCCGAUAUUGAGCGAAUCACAAUCGGGCUCAAGAAUAUACAUGACCUCUGGGCUAAUGUCAUCCAAGUCUCCCUCGCCGCAUGGCUGCUAGAAAGACAGACUGGUGUUGCCAUCAUCCUACCGUUGCUUGUUGCUGCCUCGUGUGGCUACGCGACCUUGAAGAUCAGUGCGGCCGCGGGUGGGCAACAGGCUAACUGGCUAAAGUGUAUCGAGAAGCGCGUGGAUGUUACCAGCCGAACACUAUCGUCAAUGAGAGGCAUAAAGGUUUCCGGUUUUGCAAACACCUUGAUAAAUGUCAUACAGAGCUUGAGGGGUGAAGAACUACAGGCCGCUUCCAAAUUUCGAUGGUGGCAGGUCGGUGCACUCGUCAUGGGAUUUUUCCCCGUCAUGAUCAGCCCUGUUCUUACUCUUGCGGUCUUCAUUUUUGCGGCCGACAAAAGCUCACAGCCUUUGGAUGCCUCGAGAAUGUUUGUGUCAUUGUCAACUUUGACAAUAAUGUCGCAGCCAUUAAGCGUGCUUUUCCAGUCAGGUCCCAUGAUAUCGUCUAUGAUUGCCUGCUUUGAUCGGAUUGGCCGGUUCAUCGAAACCCAGGAAGGUCUCGAUAUUGGCGAUUCUCCACAGAGCUCAAACGAGGCGGAUACAGAGGGCGAUGUCAAAAUCCUGAAUGGAAAUUUUGGUUGGUCUGUUGACUCAGUUUCAGUUCUCAAGGAUGUAAAUGUAACAAUGCCUCGUGGAAAGCUUACCAUGAUUAUUGGACCUGUGGGAUGCGGAAAAUCCACGCUAUUGAAAGGCCUUCUCGGAGAAGUUGCAUAUGCCAAUGGUACCAUCAUGCUUCCACGCGGUAGUCUCGGAUUUUGUGACCAAACCCCGUGGAUCGUGAACGGCACUGUUGAAGAGAAUAUCACUAUGUUUUCGAGUAGUGAUGAUGAGUAUUACAACACAGUGUUGGAGGCUUGUGCUUUGCUCGAUGACUUGAAGCAGCUUUCGGGUGGCGAUCAAUCCAAAGUUGGCAGUAAAGGAAUUGCCUUGAGUGGCGGCCAAAAGCAACGAGUCUCCCUUGCGCGCACCCUCUUCGCUCGGCGCAAUAUCAAUAUAUUUGACGAUAUUCUUAGCGGUCUCGACAGCACUACGGAAUCACACGUCUUCGCUGCUGUCUUUGGGCCAACAGGUCUUCUCAGGCGAAAUGAAUCUACUACUAUUCUUGCAACACAUUCAGUUCACUUUCUUCCAUAUGCAGAUCAUAUUAUCUACAUUGGACCCGAAGGAAAUAUUGUUCAGCAAGGUUCAUUCGCAGAACUCAGUGCGGUUGAAGGAUAUGUCAGCAGCCUAGGGAUACAAAAUAACCAGAAUUUGCUCGGAUAUAUCAAUCCCAAGGCGAGCAACGGAGGAAUGGAAAACAAUAACAAGACAAAGACGCCAGAGCCCGAUGGACAAGACAACUCGCAAAAGCCCCGAGGUAUUUACCGAUAUUACUUCAAAUCGAUCGGCUAUGGAAUGUCUCUCCUCUAUCUCGUCCUUGCUACUAUCUAUACCUUCCUUUUCACCUUUCCAUACCUAUGGGCCAAAUGGUGGACUGAUGCCAAUUCUCGAGAUCCUUGGCACUACACAGGGUUUUACAUGGGGGUAUACGCUCUGCUCCAGGUCUCGUGUCUGGUCUCUCUUGUCAUCUUCGCAAGACAUGCAGUUAUCACGAUCGUGAAUACGUCUGGGCUUAGCCUUCACCAAAAGCUCAUUUCGACGGCGCUUCAUGCACCUCUAUCGUUCUUCGAAAAGACCGAUACUGGUAUCACACUCAACAGAUUCAGUCAAGACCUGCAGAUGGUGGAUAAUGAACUCCCUUUGGCUGCAUUGAACAUUGCAUGCAGCGGACUCAUUCUCAUCGGUCGAAUGCUUCUAAUUAUGAACACCUCGUAUUGGUUAGCAUUCUCCUUCCCUUUAGUUAUCUUGGCUCUGGGCGUGCUUCAGAGUGUGUACAUGAGGACCUCCCGGCAAUUGAGGCAUCUUGAUCUUGAGACCAAGUCUCCCCUCUAUUCGCAAUUUGUCGAGUCACUGGAUGGGCUGGUUUCUAUUCGCGCUUUUGGAUGGCAAGGUCCGUUCAAAGACCGUCUAUACCAAAACCUCAACCGUUCCCAGAGACCGUUCUAUCUGCUCCUCGUUCUUCAACGAUGGCUUUCAGUCUCGCUCGAUUGCCUGACAGCGGCUUUUGUCAUCCUCCUUGGCGCUGUAAUGAUCACUAUGAGAGAUCAAAUCAGUCCAGGAUUUGCUGGCGUCGCCUUGGCUAACUUGAUUGGCCUGAGCGGUUCCAUGAGCACUGUCGUUGAGACAUGGACGCAGAUGGAGACAUCGAUGACUUCUAUCCAGCGCAUUCGAGAUUUUGAGCGUGACGUCCCCACCGAGACUCGCGGAGGCAGCCACACGGCUGUGCCCCCGGAAUGGCCAAGUCGAGGUGCUGUUGAGAUUCGAAACUUGACUGCGACGUAUAAAGAUGGUACAGUCACGGCUUUGAAAAAUAUCACAAUGAGUAUCAAGCCCGGCGAGAAGAUUGGCAUCUGUGGCCGCACAGGUAGUGGCGAAACAUCCUUCACUCUCGCCCUCUUCCAGAUGAUCGAUGUCCAAAAGGGUUCCAUCUCGGUCGACGGCCUCGAUAUUGCAUCCAUUGACCCGAACACAUUGCGAAGCGGUCUCAAUGGGAUCCCACAGGAGCCUUACUUCAUGCCGGGAACUGUCAGAUUCAAUACUGACCCUCGUGGCACGAGUUCUGAUGAGGAUAUUAUGCGAGCUCUGACUUCAGUUCACAUCGACAAGGCUAUCAUUACUAAGGGAGGUCUCGGCGCUGAGAUGGAAGAUGGGCUAUUUUCCCAGGGCGAAAAGCAGCUUUUCUGUCUGGCUCGAUCUAUCCUGAAACGCAGCAAGGUCAUCGUACUGGAUGAAGCUACAAGCAAUAUCGAUGUCGAUACUGAAAAUUUGAUCAAGAAGGUGAUAGACGAAGAAUUCAAGGAUUUUACCGUAAUCACAGUCGCUCAUCGACUAUCAACGAUCCUCAAUAACGACCGAAUUGCUGUUUUGGAGGCAGGCGAGCUGGUGGAAUUCGAUACUCCGGAGGCUUUGCUUAAUCGACAAUCUCGGUUGAAGAAAUUGCGAGACGCAUAG